AUGACGAUCAUCAAUACUCUUAGACAAUAUAUCAAAGAGGCUGGGUUUGGUACAGAGGGGCUAGAUCAUAUCACUGUAGUCGACCUAAACGGGGUGGAGGUAGGUUCAAUCACAACCCUCAAAGCAAGUGCUGUUGAAUUUCAAAAGAGUCAACUCUUUCUCACCAUGGAUACUGGCGGCGGCCCGACAGACUUUGCCUUGAUGCGUAUCAUAUCCACAGAAUUCGAAUUCCCUAAAAUUUCCCGGUCUCUGCGGUCACAGGAAUCCGGAGGCAAACUCUUUCCCCCAGAUCCAGUGAGGAUGCCGAGAAGCCACCAUUUUAAAAAUCUUGGGCACCGAUUCGGAGGCAAGAUAAAUUACGCCCAGCAAGAUAUUAGAACACAGGUGGAUGGUGUAUCUUAUGCAUUUAGCCACCAAGGACUCGGGAUUCAGAAUGGCCGGAUGGUCUUCUCCCGCAUUGUUGAUAAAAACAGUGAGGAGAUACAGAGUCUGUUACAGGAUUACAUGUUUUUGGCAGGAGGUUUGAGUAGUUCGGUCUAUGUGCGAUAG
This is a messenger RNA of Clonostachys solani, 549 nucleotides long. The record is from the annotation of a GenBank genome assembly. Lineage: Eukaryota; Fungi; Ascomycota; Sordariomycetes; Hypocreales; Bionectriaceae.